ACUCUGGACGACUACCCCAGCGAAGCCCGAAGUUUGUUGCCAGGUGCCUUGCAUGAUUCACAAAGAUAGUUUCCUCAAAGGCUGGGUCGAGCUCCUUCUCCCCGUCAACAGCCUUAAAAAAAAAGAUUACCGUGUACAAGUGGCCAGGACCCUGGGAGGCAUCGCACACUGGCAAAAUGAGCUUCUUGUUCGGAAACCGUUCGUCAAAAACCUUUAAACCGAAGAAGAAUAUUCCUGAAGGGUCUCAUCAAUACGAGCUGUUAAAACAUGCAGAAGCCACCCUUGGCAGCGGCAACCUGCGAAUGGCUGUGAUGCUACCAGAUGGAGAGGACCUAAAUGAAUGGGUGGCUGUGAACACGGUGGACUUUUUCAAUCAGAUCAACAUGCUGUAUGGGACCAUAACAGACUUCUGCACUGAGGAGAGCUGCCCUGUUAUGUCUGCAGGGCCAAAGUAUGAGUACCACUGGGCUGAUGGGACCAACAUUAAAAAGCCAAUUAAAUGCUCCGCACCAAAGUACAUUGACUACUUGAUGACCUGGGUGCAAGAUCAACUUGAUGAUGAAACACUAUUCCCUUCUAAAAUCGGGGUGCCAUUCCCCAAGAACUUCAUGUCUGUGGCAAAGACCAUCUUGAAGCGCUUGUUCCGUGUCUACGCUCACAUUUACCACCAGCACUUUGACUCUGUCAUGCAGCUGCAGGAAGAGGCCCAUCUCAACACCUCCUUCAAGCACUUCAUCUUCUUUGUGCAGGAAUUCAAUCUGAUUGACCGAAAGGAACUAGCCCCUCUACAGGAGUUGAUUGACAAGCUGACAACGAAGGACAGAUAGAUGGAGAGAGGGAUGAAAAAGAGUGAUCCCCUAAUCACACAACUGAUCUCUGUGCCCUCUGUUCUCCUUUGCUUUGUACAGAUGUCCUGCCUUGAUCUAAGCUCAACCGCACGCCAUUGCUACAAUAAUACUAGCUAUGGAGGGAAAAAAAGUAACACUACAUCAGAGAAAAGCCUGUCAAUGAUAUUAACAGUAAAAGGGUUCAAGCUAGCUUGGUUGACUGGUCUUUACAGGCACCUGUUUAUCCACAGGCUUAGUUUUAACAGACAGUGUCUGUCAUAGUAUUUUGAGAAUACCAAGCUAAUGUGUUUAGUUUGGUUGAGCAGUUUGUGGUGGUGUUGUCCCGCGCCUCUUUCAGUUUUCUUAGAGCUUUUAAAGUGUUGUUACAUUACUGCCAUCUAGUGGUAGAUUAGCAUAACCCUAUUCCCACCAGCCCUUUCCAGUCAUCUUUACUAUAUUUUACCUGUUGGGGGGGCAUGCUCAGUCAAAAUAAUGCAGUGACUCAGACAGCAGAUGGAUGAAGAUGAAUUUAGAAAAUAUCAAUAUUUCCUAUGCAAUUAUAGCAACACUAAUACUUUUCUCCUUGCACAAAGAUACUUUGUGUUUCCCAACAAAAUGUAACACUUUUUUAAAUAAUUGGCCACAGUGGCAUGUCCAUUGUUUGAUUACGUUUGUGUUAGAAACCUUUAACAGCUUUCAUAUUUCUUAUUUGCAUGUUGAGAUGCAUUGGUUAUAUUGUGGUGAUCCUCAAGGAGUGCUGGUCACUUUUCUGAUCAGAACACUAUGUUUCUUGGAAAUGAGUUGUAUGAGUAUGUGCGUAUGAGUCGGAUAUGAUGACGAAAUACCGGCUUAAGCUUAGCUAAAGCAUUUUCCCUUUUAAGCAUUCAAUAAGUCAAGACUUAACUGAAGCAUUUACAGCAAGUUAUAUGAGGAGUCCAGAAACUGACAAAACAUAUCAGUCGUGUUUGUUCCUUGUUUGUUUUUGUCAAGGAGUAAGAUUACAAUGCCACACAUUUGAACUACAGUGUAAUUUAGGUGUAUACCAAAAACUGACUUAGUGACAGGAUUAAUGUUUGUUUUGUUUUGUUGGAACUCUCUGGCAUACUUUGAUUGUUGAACUCAUUCUAAUAUGAAUUCGGUGUGAAUUCAAUAUUUGUCAGCAUACACAUUGGUAAGUAGCAUUCCAUGAAUGUAAUGAUCUGGAGCAGCAGGUAACUGUGAAGAUGGCUGCAGUAAUGACGGUGCCAACAGUUACUAAGAAUGCCAGGCAGGUGUUAACUGUUUGAACUGUUGAACCUAAUUUUGCCUCUGAAAUAGAGUAUAUAUUUUCCCUGGACUGUAUAGAUAUGACGUUUCUGAGCAGGAUGUACAUAAUGUUUAAAGCUGUAGAAGAAUGCAGCUGUAGAAAGCAUUUGAAGCGUUACUGAACACACUUUGUUAAACAAAUAUUGAUGCUGUAAAUAUGCCUAAUAAAACUUGUUUGACCAAAGUCA
Messenger RNA from Alosa alosa (allis shad), 2320 nucleotides. RefSeq names its product MOB kinase activator 1B-like. The record is from RefSeq and is a predicted model, not a curated record. Gene Ontology annotation, biological process: hippo signaling; positive regulation of protein phosphorylation. Gene Ontology annotation, molecular function: protein kinase activator activity. The transcript has 6 exons. Gene Ontology annotation, cellular component: nucleus; cytoplasm. The coding region runs from base 177 to 827 and encodes 216 amino acids. Lineage: Eukaryota; Metazoa; Chordata; Actinopteri; Clupeiformes; Clupeidae.